Molecule: messenger RNA, 3828 nt
Organism: Phyllopteryx taeniolatus (common seadragon)
Lineage: Eukaryota; Metazoa; Chordata; Actinopteri; Syngnathiformes; Syngnathidae
Gene: dpysl3
Product: dihydropyrimidinase like 3
Exons: 14
Coding region: 16-1992 (658 amino acids)
Biological process (GO): actin crosslink formation
Cellular component (GO): cytoplasm; cytosol
Molecular function (GO): hydrolase activity, acting on carbon-nitrogen (but not peptide) bonds, in cyclic amides
Source: RefSeq, a predicted model, not a curated record
GUGCAGGCUCGCAGCAUGGCAGAUCACAGUGGGAAGGCAGAAGACGACCUGCCCGUGUAUCUGGCCCGACCCGCUUCUACAGAACAGUGCGCUCGACAAAAAUACGGCGGCUUGUUCUGGAGCGUGCGCGACGCUUUCGAGAGCAAGACAAUUGACUUCGAUGCCCUCAGUGUGGGUCAGAAGAGAGGCCCCCGGGCCUCCAGCAGCACACGUCCAACUAGUCCAGAUGAUGCGGGCUCUGGUUCUGAGGGGGUGAGAGCCAGCAAGGAGGCAGCAGCUAUUCAGAACCUGCAGGAUGAGAAGAGCGACCGGCUUCUUAUCAAAGGCGGCCGGAUUGUGAAUGAUGAUCAAUCCUUCCAUGCCGACAUCUACCUGGAGGAUGGCCUCAUCAAGCAGAUUGGGGACAACCUGAUCGUGCCCGGCGGGGUGAAGACCAUCGAAGCCAAUGGCAAGAUGCUGAUCCCCGGUGGCAUCGACAUUCACACCCACCUCCAGAUGCCGUACCGUGGGACCACCACUGUGGAUGACUUUGCUCAGGGGUCAAAGGCAGCUCUCGCCGGGGGCACGACCAUGAUCGUGGACCAUGUGAUUCCUGAGGCAGGUAGCAGCCUGAUGGAGGCCUACGACCAGUGGAGGCAGUGGGCUGACGAGAAGGCCUGCUGUGACUACUCUCUCCACGUGGACAUCACCCACUGGAACGACAGCGUCAAGCAGGAGGUGGACAACCUGAUGAAGGAAAAAGGAGUAAACUCCUUCCAGGUGUACAUGGCUUACAAAGACUACUACCAGAUGAACAACAGCGAGCUCUAUGAGGUGUUUACCUUCUUGGCGGAAAGGGGGGGCAUUGCUCAGGUCCAUGCGGAAAAUGGAGAGAUCAUUGCAGAGGAGCAGGCCCGUAUGCUGCAGAUGGGAAUCACUGGACCGGAGGGACACGUGCUAAGUCGACCAGAAGAGCUGGAGGCAGAGGCCGUGUUUCGGGCCAUCACCAUCGCCAGCCAAACCAACUGUCCCCUCUACGUGACCCGCGUCAUGAGCAAGAGCGCCGCCGACAUCAUCUCCCAGGCCCGGAAAAAAGGAAACGUCGUGUUCGGGGAGCCAAUCACGGCCAGCCUGGGGACGGACGGCACGCAUUACUGGAGCAAGAACUGGGUCAAGGCUGCUUCUUUUGUAACUUCACCACCUCUUAGUCCCGACCCGACCACUCCAGACUACCUGAACACGCUCCUGUCCAGUGGAGACCUGAGUGUGAGUGGCAGCGCUCACUGUACGUUCAGCGUGUCUCAGAAGGCCAUCGGCAAGGACGACUUCACUCAGAUCCCCGAGGGCGUCAACGGGGUGGAGGAAAGGAUGACCCUCAUCUGGGACAAAGCUGUGACUACAGGCAAGAUGGACGAGAACAUGUUUGUGGCGGUUACCAGCACCAACGCGGCUAAGAUCCUCAACCUGUACCCACGUAAGGGUCGGAUCGCCGUGGGCUCUGAUGCCGACCUGGUCAUCUGGGACACCGACGCCAUCCGAACCAUCACGGCAAAGAAACACAACUCGGCCGCCGAGUACAACAUCUUCGAGGGCAUGGACCUGCGUGGCGCCCCGCUGGUGGUCAUCUGUCAGGGAAAGAUCGUCCUGGAAGACGGCAACCUGCACGUGAUCUCGGGUGUUGGCCGCUUCAUCCCCUGCUCGCCGUUCCCCGACUACGCUUACAAGCGCGUCAAAGCCAGGAAGCAGCUGGCCGUUCUGAGGGCAGUGCCCAGGGGAAUGUAUGACGGCCCUGUGUCGGAAUUCUCCAUGUCUCGUGGCGGCACCCCGUCCGCCUCGGCGCGCACGUCGCCUACUAAGCAGCCCGUCAGGAACUUGCACCAGUCUGGAUUUAGUCUAGCAGGUAACCCUGCACCAUGCGGUCCCCCGACCCCUGAUGAGGUCCCCAUCAGGCCUGCCGGUCGUCGUAUUAUGGUGCCCCCCGGUGGCCGGUCCAACAUCACCUCCCUCAGUUAAACCGCUUUCCGCUGUCACAGGAGGAAUAACUGUGUGCCUCCAGAGCCAGAGUGCGUGUUAAUGUUUGUGUGAGUGAGGGUAGAGCUGAUUUGAACGCGACCAAGACUAAUUAAAAACAACAAAACCGCUGACUAAACUUGCCUUACCUGUCACUAUGCUAGACUUUGGUUUCUCAAAUGAAAAAAAAAAUGCAACCAAAGCACAACCAGUCUCAGUCUUUCUUCUCAACAGUUAAAUAUGCUAGAGAUUCUGUACUGGUGCUCUUGGUAGUUGGUUAAAUAAAUCUGUAUAAAAAGUAAGUAAACUACCUGGUCUUAAAUGACAUAUACAUUCAUCCUAAUCGGCUUUCUAUGUCAUUGUAGAGUUCAUGUAGCUUUGUGAAUGAUGUUGUUUAGCUUGUUUAUGGGGGCCAAAUAAUGAUAAAAACGGUACUUAGAGAAUCCGAGAGGCGAUUUUGAUCUGAAAGACAUGGAGCUGCAUGGGCCACACAGAUACUGGUGACGUGAUCCAUGAUUCUUUUCAACUCGUCUCCAUGGCAACCCCAUCCACAUGUCAUGUACUGAAUGAUGAGUAUUUGAAAAAAAAGUAGCAAAAGGAAAAUCAUGGUUAUUGUAAAAAAAAACGAAAAAAAACCCAAAAACAUUUCUUUGCACUUGUUAAUGUUUACUGGAGAUCAUCUCUAAAAUGAGUCAUGAAAAAAAUUCAAAGAUAUGUACACCUGACCCUUAUAAACAACAAAAGAAAGAAACGAUGCGUUAAGAAAACCUUCUCAAUCCUCUAGCUCUGAUUUCCUCGCAAACACAAAAGUCCUAAUGUGCAGCUAUCCCACCAGAACACUCAUGCAACCACUUUAACAUCAGCCAUAAUGGGUCCAAUAUUCUACCCAAUGUUGAAAGUAAAAAGUGUCCAUGUGAAGGAAGGAAGGAAGGAAGGAAGGAAGGAAGGAAGGAAGGAAGGAAGGAAGGAAGGAAGGAAGGGGGAGAAGAUGUUGUUUUUAUCUCACCAACUCCGAGGCACGAAUCUACAACAAAGUGCAUUAGGGUCACACUGAAAUCAAAAUCAAAAAAUAUUUGUCAUGUUGUGAAAAUAAAGUUGGAAUUUUAGGACAGAAAAAUGUAUUACGAGGCAAAGUCUGUGCAUGAAAAAAAUUGUAAGGUGCAGAAACAAAGUUGUAACUUCAUGAUAAAUAAAGUAAUAAUGUUAUUUGAAUAAAGAAAACCCUGAAACUGAUUAAGACAACAAAGCUGUAUAUUAGUUUGAAAAAAGUCCGAAUUUUGUAAUCAUGUUACAUCAGCAAAUUGUUACAAGAAGAAAGUCUUAAUUUUGCUUAGAAUGAAGUCAUAAUGUUUUAAAACAUUCUGUUUUUUAAUAUUAUGAGAAGAAAUUUUCAUGACAGGAAAAGAGUGGUAAUGUUACCUCAAACACUACAAUGCAUGCAAAAGGCAAAUCUGCAUCCUUAACAAGUGUUACUUUUGCUAAAAAAAAGAAACAGCAGUAAUGUUAUGAGAGCAAAUUUUGAAUUGAAUUGAAUUUCUACAUGUGCAAGAAUGUGUCAUGUUCGACUUUGUGGUACACUAUCAACUAAAAUCUGCUUUUUCAUUGGGUUUGCUAUUUUUCUCGUAAUAAACGUUCUUUUCACUGUGGCCCUAAUACAACUUUGUAGGAACCAAGUUGUGUUGUUUUUUUGUUUUGUUUGUAUUUAUAUUAGUUUGUUAUAUGUUGUUUCUUUUAUACUGUUGUAUAAACCCCCCUGAAAAUGGCAGACUUGAAGAAAGGAGAUGUGUUGUGGUGGUCUGACUUGAUUCUGGAAUAAAAACAAGAGUCGCAGAUGAUUGA